This is a messenger RNA of Ilyonectria robusta, 2658 nucleotides long. RefSeq lists its product as uncharacterized. Lineage: Eukaryota; Fungi; Ascomycota; Sordariomycetes; Hypocreales; Nectriaceae. The record is from RefSeq and is a predicted model, not a curated record. The coding region runs from base 1 to 2658 and encodes 885 amino acids. The transcript is spliced from 2 exons.
AUGGCGCAGCCCGCGACAACGAAGCCCAACGGCGUCCCGGAGCCCGCCAGCACCGAGAAUGCGCAGCCCGUCGUUCCGGGGAAGCGAAAACGCGACAAUGGCGAAGAGGGAGACGAACUGGACGGCUUCGAGGACGAGAAGCCCGCUGCUACCAACGGUUGGCCCAAGGGCGAUCAAAAGGAAUUGAUUCAAUCCUAUCUUGAGGUCUUGAGCAGCUUCGACAUCAGCCCGUCCAUCCUGAACCGUCCAGUCCCGGAACCAUCGACUGAUGAAGAACCCGAGGCGAAGCGGCAAAAGUCUACCGAUCCAGAGUCUGCAUCUACAAUCUCCGAAAAGGUCGCUGCCGAUGCGUACGAUCGCCUCGAAGACGUGGCUGCCGAUAUCGUCUCCGUGAUCAAGGUAUCGCUCGAGGAGCUCAAGGCCAAGUCCUCGGGAUUGGAGAAACCAGUGUCAAACGAAAAAGCCGUGGCCAAGAUUGAUGAGUUCAAGAACAAGGCAAUGCAGCUCCUUCGACGAGAAAAGGCAUACCCCAAGACCAGCAACGAACCCCUCACAGUCGAGGCUGACCUCCCACCCUCCCCUCAAAAGGGCGAGCUGGUGUUGUCCCUCAUCGGAUAUGCGCCUCAAGAGAGGCGGCUGUUCUCUAGUCUUCCGCUGGCUCACGAGGAGAAGCUGGCUCACAUCCCUCUUCCCCAGGGCAUGACCUUGACACACAUCAUGCCCACGUCGACUCAGGAGCGAACCCAAACUCUUGGAGAGUUGUUUUCCUCUCCUCGAGCGCUGCCUCCGCUGCAACCACCAAAGCAGCCCAAAACCCAGGCCAAGGGCAAUACCCUUGACUUUUAUCACCCGGAGCUCACCGACACGUCUAAAUAUCAGAGCGCCAGCUACUCGACCACGAAACUCUCGGCAGGAUACUACCUCGACUAUAGCAAUGCUGCUCCUUCGUCGCAAAUGCAGACGAAGCAACGCGAGCGUGCACAGAGUUUGGCCGGGAAGAAGCCUUCAACCACCGAACUGGAGAUGUACGAGAUGGAAGCCCUCUUCCGGGGAGCCUUCUCGAGCUUCGCUCCUUGCAAGGAUGACACUGCCGCUGUCGUGCCGUCCAGUGUUGCCAGCCGACUCUGGUGGCAACGAGCUGGUCAGCGACAGUUUCAGAACAUGAUCGAGGUGGAAUACUACGGGGACGCGGACGAUGAGCAGGACAACGACAAUGAUGUUGUGGAGAUUGACGAAGACGCGGUCAAAGAAGCUAUUGAUGGCUGGGAUGAAUCAGUCGUUGAUCCCUCGUUGGACGACAUCAUGGGUACCAAGCGGGACGAACAGGACAAGGAGGUUAAUGAGAUUCUCGAGGAGGUCAGCGACAUGAUUGAAACGCUGUCGUCCUACCAGCGAAUUCGCAACCUCAACCUCCCCAACUCUCAGAACCGCCAGUCUAGCGACCCGGUCACUGGCGAUAUGCUGGCUACGGCAGGCCCUCAGCCUUCUGAAGAGGAGCAAGCCACUUACCACGUGCUCAAGGCACAGCUGGCUCUCAUCAUCAAGACCCUGCCGCCCUAUGCUGUGGCCAAGCUGAACGGUGAUCAACUGGAAGAUCUUUUGAUUAGCACCAGGGUUCAGGUUCAGACAGACCAGUACAAGGGUGUCAUGGAGGAAGACGAGGCCGGCAUGCAAGCUCGCAUACGAGCGCAACAGGCUGCGCAGGCGACUGUCCGACCACCGCAGCGGACACCAAGCGUAUCGUCCAUCCCUUACGCGAAUCACUACCAGGCUGCGAAUCAAUACGGAACUCCUAACCGAACGCCGGCGAUGCCGCAGCAGUAUUUCCGCCCGGGUGCUACUUCUACCUUCCAACCUCAGGCACGGCCGAUGCCUCCCUCCCAACCACGACCUCCCCAGCCCAACCAAUACACCCGUCCGAACGGCUAUCCGAACCAGUAUGCCACCCAGCUGGCCAAGGCUCAGACUCCUUACGGCCACCAGAACAUGCAGCAGUAUGCAAGCCAACAACGGCCACAAUAUGGCCAGAUGCCGCCGCAACAGGGAACUCCUGCUGCUCGGUUCCCGUACCAGCCUGGCUUCCCACCACAGCAGGUUGGCACGCCUUCCCAAGGCACCUUUGCAGCAUACACAAACGGCCAAGCAAUGUCCCAGCGCAACAUGUCUCCCCAGGUACAGCAUAGGCAGCCGUACAGCCCGUCGCCGAGUGUGCAGCAACCCCAGCGAUUCAACACACCACAGGCAAUGGGAAGCCAGAUGGGACGGUUUUCCAGUAACCCGGCUGGAACACCAGUACAGAACCCUGGUCUCACGGGAUAUCACACUGUAAUUCCCGAGGCCCAGCAGCAGCGGAUUCUCGAUCAGGCAAAGGCCCGGGUGGCGGCACAGGAGCGUUCCGCCAUGUUUGCGGACAAGAUAGCUCAGCCUAGUGGCAUGGUCGGGCUUGGAGGAAUGGGGAUGGGUGGCACGAUGGACAUUAACCGGCUUGCAGCCGCUCGAGCUAGCAUCGCAGCUCAGCAGCAGAAGCCUCAGACUCCUACGCCCGGUAUGCAGCGGUCACUAAAUGGCACACCAAGCGCACAUAUCCCGCACAAGGUGACGCCUGUUCCGGUGCCCGUCAUCCCUGGACUUCAGCAGCAGCGGAAGCCUUCGUCAUAG